Molecule: messenger RNA, 4860 nt
Organism: Balaenoptera musculus (blue whale)
Lineage: Eukaryota; Metazoa; Chordata; Mammalia; Artiodactyla; Balaenopteridae
Gene: MIA2
Product: MIA SH3 domain ER export factor 2
Exons: 30
Coding region: 201-4463 (1420 amino acids)
Biological process (GO): vesicle cargo loading; protein secretion; endoplasmic reticulum to Golgi vesicle-mediated transport
Cellular component (GO): endoplasmic reticulum membrane; endoplasmic reticulum exit site
Molecular function (GO): protein binding
Source: RefSeq, a predicted model, not a curated record
AGAUUGAGAACAGAGAGUGUUUGUCCCUCAAGUUAAGCCUAAACACCAAUAGAAAAAGGUAGUUAUCAAGGGAUUUAAAAACCCCAAAACUUUUCCUCUUAUAUUUAGUAAAGAGUGUGGGGUAUCUCCUGUUUUGGCUGGCAUAUCUGGCGCCUAAACAACUGGUUUAAACCUUGUUUGGGAUUCCUGCUUGUUUUAGCAUGGCGGAUCUUGGAGUUCACAGAAUCCUCCUUCUGGUUAUUUCUCUGACAAAGUGUCUGGAGGGCACAAAACUGCUGGCAGACUUAAAAAAAUGUGGUGACUUGGAAUGUGAAACUUUAAUAAGCAGAGUCUUAGCCAUAAGAGAUUACAGAGGACCUGACUGUCGAUACCUGAACUUCACUAAGGGAGAAGAGAUAUCCGUUUAUGUUAAACUCGCAGGAGAAAGGGAAGAUUUGUGGGCAGGAAGUAAAGGAAAGGACUUUGGGUAUUUUCCCAGAGAUGCAGUCCAGAUUGAAGAGGUGUUCAUAUCUGAGGAAGUUGAAAUAUCAACAAAAGAAUCUGACUUUCUCUGUCUUCUUGGAAUAAGCUACACAUUUGAAAAUGAAGAUAGUGAGUUAAACAGUGAUAAUGGUGAAAAUACAUAUCCAUAUGAAGAAGACAAGGAACCCAAAUCUAGAGUAUAUGAAAGUGAUUUUCAGAUAGACCUUGGCUUUUAUUCAACUUCUGAAAGUACUUUGUUUGAAGACCAAUUUCCAGCAUCAGAGGCUCCUGAAGAUAUCAGAAGUACUAGUGAAUCAAAGGACUGGGAAGCAGUAGAAGCUGGAAAUGUGGAACAGUAUCCUAUUCCAGAAGGGGAUCAUGUCCCACCAUCCUCAUCCAUUCCUGAAGUGAAAGGAUGGUUUGGAUUUGGAAAGGACCAAGCUGGAGAAAAGACUUUUGAAUCAGUUACUGAACCUCUAGAAGAAAGCUCAUUUCGAAGUAGAAAAAUACCAGUGGAAGAUGAGAAUGACCCAGAGGGAUUAAACAAUGGUGAGCCCCAAACAGAACAUAAGCAAGAAUUUGAAUCAGAAUUUGAUUCAGUGCCAAAGAAAGAGUCUGAACUAGUGUCUGAGUCAGAGCACAUCCUCAAUCCUCAAGACACUGGUUGGUUUGGUGGUGGAUUUACAAGUUAUUUUGGUUUUGGGGGUGAGGAUACAGGGCUUGAAUUAUUGUCCAAAGAAAGCAACCCACCAUUACAAGAUGUUCCUAGUUCCAUAUCCUCUGAGGAAGAACCCACCGUUCCAUGUACAGAAAUAUUAACAGAAAAAGAAGACACAAUCACUAAUGAUAGCUCAAUUCUCAAGCCAAGUUGGUUUGAUUUUGGUUUUGCUAUGCUAGGAUUUGCAUAUGCUAAUGAAGAUAAAAUUAUAUCAGAUGAUGGAAAAAAUGAAGAAGAAAGUGGGGGAGAUAAACAUGGACAUCCUCCAACAAGUGAAUUUGACACUGAUAAGGAACAAGAAAUAAAAAUAACAAAAAUUAUGGAAACUGAAAAUCAAAUAGGCAAGAAAAUGGUCUUAGAGAAAACAGAUGAUUCUGAUACUUUACCGUAUUUUAAAAAGUUCUUGUAUACUUUUGACAACCCCUGGAACUUCCAGAACAUUCUAAAGGAGACAGAAUUGCCAUCUCCCAAAGAGACACUGGAUGAAAAUAAUGGAGGUGAAAAAGAUAAAAGAGAAGAAUUUUCAGUUGAGUAUUACCCCACAGAUAAUACGGAAGAUAUGAUGUUGAAAAACAGAUACAGUCAGCCAGAUAUGGUCUCUAAAAUAGAGUUAUCUAUGAGAGUUCAUGAAGAAGUACAUUUCAAAACUCUAUCUUCUGAAAAUAAUGAUGAAAAAUCAAAAACAUCACUAGACACUGAAAGGCCUGCUCAAGUGGAAAUAGACACAUUUGUGGAAAAUACCCUGUCAAACAGUCAGAUCUUUUCAACUGAUUACUCUUUGUCUUCUCAAAAUUAUGUUGCUCAAAAAGAAGAUGCUUCUGAGUGUCAGAUUCUGAAAUAUUUAUUUCAAAUUGAUGUUUAUGAUUUCCUGAAUUCUGCGUAUUCACCAAUUGUAGUUCUUACAGAAAGGGUUGUCGCAGCAUUGCCUGAAGAUAUGAGACCAGGUUCUAACUUCUAUGGUUUUCCAUGGGAAUUAGUGAUAUGUGCAACUAUUGUUGGAUUUUCUGCUAUUCUCUUGUUUUUGUGGAGAAGUUUUCGAUCGGUUAGAAGCCGGCUUUAUGUGGGAAGAGAGAAAAAGCUUGCUGCAGAACUUUCUACACUGAUCGAAGAAAAAUGUAAACUACUUGAAAAAUUUAGUGUUGUUCAAAAGGAGUAUGAAGGCUUAGAGUCAUCUUUAAAGGAUGCCAGCUUUGAGAAGGAGUCAACAGAAGCACAAAGUUUGGAGUUUGUUGAAGGAUCACAAAUAUCAGAGGCAGUCUGUGAAAAGCUGACUAGGUCCACAUCUGAACUUGAGGAUGAAAUACUCAUUCUAGAAAAAGAGUUAAAAGAAGAGAAAUCUAAACAUUCGGAACAAGACGAAUUGAUGGUGGAUAUUUCAAAAAAGAUACAGUCCCUAGAAGAUGAAUCAAAGUCCCUCAAAUCACAAGUAUCUGAAGCCAAAACAACCUUCAAAAUAUUUCAGAUGAAUGAAGAAAGACUUAAGGUAGCUAUAAAAGAGGCAUUGAGUGAAAAUUCUCAACUUCAGGAAAGCCAGAAACAGCUUUUACAAGAAGCUGAAGAAUGGAGAGAACAAGUGAAUGAACUUAAUAAACAGAAAAUAACAUUCGAAGACUCCAAAGUACAUGUGGAACAAGUUCUAUGUGAUAAAGAAAAUCAGAUUAAGUCUCUGACUGAGCGCUUACAAAAGAUGAAAGACUGGGCUGCUGUGCUUGGAGAAGACAUAACAGAUGAUGAUAACUUGGAAUUGGAAAUGAAGAGUGAUUCAGGGAAUGGUGCGCACUUAGAUAAUCAACCAAAAGGAGCUUUGAAGAAACUGAUUCAUGCUGCUAAGUUAAGAGCUUCUUUAAAAACCCUAGAAGGAGAAAGAAACCAAAUUUACACUCAAUUAUCGGAAGUUGAUAAAACAAAAGAAGAGCUUACAGAGUGUAUUAAAAAUCUCCAGACUGAACAAGCAUCUUUACAGUCAGAAAAUACACAGUUUGAAAGUGACACUCAAAAACUUCAGCAGAAACUUAAAGUAAUCACUGAACUGUAUCAAGAAAAUGAAAUGACACUUCACAGGAAGUUAACAGCAGAGGAAAACUACCGGUUAGAGAAAGAGGAGAAACUUUCCAAAGCAGAUGAAAAGAUCAGCCAUGCAGCUGAAGAGCUGGAGACCUAUAGAAAGCGAGCCAAAGAUCUAGAAGAAGAAUUGGAGAGAACCAUUCAUUCUUAUCAAGGACAGAUUAUGUCUCAUGAGAAAAAAGCACAUGAUAAUUGGUUGGCAGCUCGAACUGCUGAAAGAAACCUCAAUGAUUUAAGGAAAGAAAAUGCUCACAACAGACAAAAAUUAACUGAAACAGAGUUUAAAUUUGAACUUUUAGAAAAAGAUCCUUACGCACUUGAUGUUCCAAAUACAGCAUUUGGCAGAGAGCGUUCCCCAUAUGGUCCCUCACCAUUGGGUCGACCUUCACCUGAAAUGAGAGCUUUUCUCUCCCCUCCAACUUUGUUGGAGGGUCCACUCAGACUCUCACCUUUGCUUCCAGGGGGAGGAGGAAGAGGCUCAAGAGGCCCAGGGAAUCCUCUGGACCAUCAGAUUACCAAUGAAAGAGGAGAAUCAAGCUCUGAUAGGUUAAUUGAUCCUCAUAGAGCACCUUCUGACACUGGGUCCCUUUCACCUCCCUGGGAACAAGAUCGUAGGAUGAUGAUUCCUCCAUCAGGCCAACCGUAUCCUGAUCCAGUUCUUCCUCCACAAAGGCAAGACAGAUUUUAUUCUAAUUCUGGUAGACUUUCUGGACCAGCAGAACUCAGAAGUUUUAAUAUGCCAUCUUUGUAUAAAACGGAUGGGCCAGCGUCUUCAGAAAUGGAAUCCGGUAGAAAUGACAGCAAAGACGAUCUUGGUAAUUUAAACGUGCCUGAUUCAUCUCAUCCCAUUGAAAAUGAAGCACCUGGCCCUGGCUUGGUUCCUCCACCUCACCCUCCAAUCAGAGGCCCAUUGUUUCCAAUGGGUACAAGGGGUCCUUUCAUUAGAAGGGGUCCUCCUUUUCCUCCACCUCCUCCAGGAAGCAUGUACGGAGCUUCCCGCGAUUAUUUUCCACCAAGGGAUUUCCCUGGCCCAGCACCUCCUCCAUUUCCAGUGAGAAAUAUCUGUCCACCAAGAGUCUUUCCUCAUUAUCUUCCCCCAAGAGCUGGAUUUUUCCCUCCACCCCCGCAUCCUGAAAGUAGAAGUGAGUUCCCAUCAGGGCUGAUUCCGCCCUCAAAUGAGCCUACUACUGAACAUCCAGAACCACAGCAAGAAACUUGACAAUAUUGUUGGUCUUUCCUCAAAAGUAAUUUUGACUUCUCUCUCAUUUUCAGUUUAAGUAACUGCUGUUACUUAAGUGAUUAUAUUUUUGCUCAAAUUGAAGCUUAAUGGAAUUAUAAUUCUCAGGAUAGUAUUUUGUAAAUAAAGAUGAUUUAAAUAUGAAUCUUAUGAGUAAAUUAUUUCCAUCUUAUUUUAUUCUAGAUAGUAUAAUUAUUUUAAUUUAACCCAUCCCCUAUCACAUAAACAAUAAUGAGAGUUUUAUAUAUGUAAUCUUGCAGUUGGGGAUAAUUUGAACUCCAAAGGCUGUGUCUUUAUUCCAAGAACUGUGUUUACUAUGGUUGUAGACAAAUGUGAAAGUAACUUUAUGCUUAAUUAAAUAAAUAUUAAUUGAUUUAAA